CUCAGGAUUUCAAAAUGCUUCGAUCGAGGGAGGUUGCAUGGACCGUCUAUGACGAGAAAGGGUCCAUUGUACAAAGCAUUUCGUGACAAGCAAUAGGGCAAGCCUUGAGACGAUCGCGUUGACGUCGUUUGAGAGCCUGUAGAAGCCUGUAAAAAUUCAGUUAAGACUCCAUUCCGAAGUUAUCUGACCACCCUCGAUGUCUUAUGGAGAAGAGACCGGGUGAGCAACGUCUCUUACAGACUGUGAAGGUCAAGCGAAGGUACACACCGCACGCAAAGGCUCGAUGAUCUUGCCACUAAGCUGAGCUGCAAAUUCACUGGCGACGAACAAUUCAAGUAAAGGCCAUCGCGCAGUGAAUUUGCAGUCAACCAAGUUCUACGAGGUUCCUCGCUAUUCUGUCGUUGAAGUCGUUGUCUAUGGAGCUCUCCAGAUCUGACACAUUCACCAAACCGAAACACACGUCGCUAGCGGGUUACCGUUCGGGAAACCUCGCCGUUGGUAGGACAGCUGUCCUUAAUGACCUAGGCGAAAUUCCGCAGGUAUCACUGGAGUAUUUCAAGUCUGCCAUCCUGCCACCCCUUCGUGGACAGAUUGACAUCGCUAAAAUCAAGACUUCGUUGGAGGGUGCUGGGGCUUGGUCCCGACUUUCGGGGUGGACUGCGAUUAAGAAGGAGCCGAAAAUUUCUGGUGUAUCUGAGGAGGAGGCAUUUGAACCUCUUUCGAAGGUUUUUGACGCAGUCGUACGCGAGGCUGAGCCAGAACACCUCAUCCACCUCUUCUGUGCCCUUGUGUUCGCAGACAACCACGAGCUCGGAUGGGACCCAACAAUCCAGAGAGUGUGCGUCGAGGGUAAAAGUCAGUACGUCAUUACUGUGCGGGCCGAUGAUGGGCGAACCUUGGAAUACCAGAUCACGAGGGUGGUUUCCGAUCUCAGUGGCUAUGACAUAAGGAGUCGUGGGACUUGGGUCUUCGAAGUGCGUCUCAAGUCUCCGGAUGGAAAUUUGGACACAGCACCCCUCGUAUUGAAAGAUUCAUGGAGAGAUUGUGACCGGGAGCGAGAGGAUGAAAUCCUUGAACAAAUAUUUGAUGACUUACGGAAGCUCAAGGGCAUCGAGGCAGAGGAAGAGGCUAGAAAAUAUUUUCUCACUGUAGUUGAUGCAGGGGACGUGGCAGAAGUUUGCACACCUAUAUACGAACUUCAGCACCUCGAUACUGUGUUUAAGACGCUACAAGACGUUCAUAAAGCCUUGCAGUUUCUGCACAGCGCUGGGUGGGUGCACCGUGACGUCAGUGCCGGAAACGCUUUACGGGCGGGUGAGGUGGGCAAGUUAGCUGACCUGGAGUUCGCAAAAUGUAUGGACUCCAACACCACCCACGAAGUCCGUACGGGAACACUGGAUUUUAUGGCCUGCGAGGUUGAAGCUCAAACAUAUCUGUUUAAACCGUCCACAGGUUUGCCCGUUGAUGCAGACUUUAAGCUCCUCACAAAUGUCGAGUCCACCACACAACUCCAAGUCCCAUUCAGGUUCAAUCCUCUCCAUGACUUGGAAUCUCUUUGGUGGAUUUUAACGUGGAUAUUAUAUCACCACGUCGACAAAAUCGAUAGCCAGCCGUCAUCAGGUCAGAUAGCGUGCUUUCGGCAGCUUUUCCCCGGACGGCUCAAUUCCCGUUUCCCUAAAUUUUCCUCUUCAAUAAGCUGGGGUGUGCUUUCGGCCUCUUUUCGCCCUGCUGCUCUUGUCGUUGAUGACAUGCGCGAGCAACUUAGGUUGGCUUUCACUGCAAGCGAAACCACCAUGCCGCCGGACUAUACCGAUGCACUUGGAAAUCUCCAAUUCAUCUUUACCAAGCGCUUUGAAACCGCUGUUGAGCUCUCUUAA
Molecule: messenger RNA, 1877 nt
Organism: Pisolithus orientalis
Lineage: Eukaryota; Fungi; Basidiomycota; Agaricomycetes; Boletales; Pisolithaceae
Exons: 5
Coding region: 417-1877 (486 amino acids)
Source: RefSeq, a predicted model, not a curated record